AAACUUGUAAACCAAAGAUGGAUGUGUGCAAAACUGAAGCAUGCGAGUCCUUAUCUCAAAGAAUGCUCAGUUCCAUAGACUUCAGUGCCAGGCCUUGCGAUGACUUCUACAGAUUCGCUUGCAGACGUUUUGAGGACACUGCUGAAAUAGAUUAUGACCAGGCCGAGAAUUCAUCAAUUCCUCAAGUGAAAGUCAAGCUCCAGGAACAACUGAAAGUUAUUCUUUCUGAAAAGCCCAACCCUGACGAUCCAUUGCCGUAUAGAAACUUGAAGAAUCUAUUCUCACUAUGCAUGGACGAAGAGGCCAUCAACAGUCGAGGUAUAAGCCACGCUGUAGCCUUGCUGCAGAAAGCUGGAGGAUGGCCUGUGUUGGGAAACUGGCAGGAAGAAAACUGGGAUUUCCUUGACACUGAAAUAAAACUGAGAAAUCUCUCUAUUGGAGGUGGCAACCUCUUUCACGUCUACAUCUCGAUCGAUACCAAGAAUACAACCCGCAGGAUUCUUAUGGUAGACCAGGCUAAUCUAGGCCUUUUCCGAGAUUAUUUGAUCAGGGGAGAGGAGGACCCUGCAGUGAAAGACUACUACAACUACAUGGUAGAUAUGGCUGUGUUGUACGGGGCUGACAGGGAAACUGCUAAAAAACAGCUAAGGGACUGUCUGCUGUUCGAGAUAGAACUUGCCAAGUUAACUGUUCCAAAUGAAGAACGGAGAGAUUUUGACAGAAUGUACAACAUUUAUACUCUUCCUGAUCUCACAAAGGAGAUUCCAUGGGUUGACUGGAAGAAACUUCUCAAAAGUAUCAUGCCGGAAGACGUUCCACUACGGGAAAAUGAAAUGAUGAACGUGAAGGAAGUCAAUUUUCUGAAGGAGUUAGAAAAGUUGUUGUCUAAGCACCCAAACCAAGUGUUGGCCAACUACAUGGGUUGGCACGCUGCUAAUGGAUUGUCAGGAGCGCUUACGGAUGAGAUGAGGAACAGAAAGCAGGAGUACAAGAGCACCCUACUAGGUACCACGGCCAGGGAUCCUAGAUGGAAGGAGUGUGUAGGCGUGGCUAAUAGAGACCUUAAAAUAGCACUGGCUUCACUGUAUGUAAAGAGGUUUUUUGACAAAACGUCGAGAAAGGAAGCUUUCGAUAUGGCGGAGAAGAUAAGGCAGGAAAUGUACAAAGUACUUCAAGAAGUGGACUGGAUGGACAACGUAACAAGGUCCCAAGCUCUGUACAAGGUUCAAAAGAUCCAGGAAUACAUUGGAUAUCCCGACGAGUUGUUGGAUAUAUCCAAGAUUGAGCAGUUAUAUGAAGGACUGGUCUUGGACGGAAAACACUACCUAGAGGAGAGACUGAAGUUGUCCAGAUGGGGAGAAAACUACGCCUACAGACAGCUGAGGGAACCUGUCAACAAUACAGACUGGCGGGAACACAGUGAUGUAGCCAUAGUCAACGCCGAAUACAAAUCUUAUGAGAACUCUAUUUUGAUUCCAGCUGGCAUUCUGCAGCUGCCAUUUUUCGACGCAAAGCUGCCCAAAUAUGUCAACUACGCAGCGAUUGGCUUCUUCAUGGCGCACGAGAUAACCCAUGGGUUUGACGAUCAGGGUAGCCAGUUUGACUUCAACGGAGACCUCAAGGAAUGGUGGACCGAAGGCAGCAGGAAUAUAUUCAACGAGAAGAAGCGAUGUUUCAUAGACCAGUACAGCAACUUUGUGGACUCCAAGACUAGUUUGCAUCUCAACGGCAUUAAUACCCAGGGUGAGAAUUUGGCGGAUAACGGUGGUAUCAAACUAGCCUACCGAGCCUACAAGAGACUCAACCUAAACGAGCCUCGUCUGCCAGGACUGCAGAACUACACCCAGGAUCAGCUGUUUAUGCUCAGCAUGGCCACCAUGUGGUGCACCAGAUAUCGUCCCCAGAUACUCAAGCUCACGAUUACUUCAGAUGUUCACUCUCCAGCAGAGUUCCGUGUCAACGGUCCACUCAAGAACUUCCCUGAGUUCUCUAAGAUCUUCAGGUGUUCAGACAAUGAUGCGAUGAACCCUCGACAUAGGUGUGUGGUUUGGUGACCUUACUUCUACCAGCGACAUUAAAUGGAAAAGAAAAUUAGUAAACACAUCCUGUAUGUUGUCUAUGGGAAUAGUUAAACUAUUGUUGUAAAGGUAUGAUCAAAUCUUUUAAACCUAAAACUCCAUAAGUCCAGUACUCAGACCUUUAGUUAACAAAUUAGUUUUUUCAGCUACAUUCUAAGUUUCCUGCGAUACUGGUCCACCAAUAAAAUGUUUAGCUCCAAAAUUAACUACGAUUCCUAAAAUGACAACAAUAUUCUUCCCCUUGUUUUUGAAAGUACUGUUUAAUCUGUUAAACCUCCAUAAUCAGAUCUUGCUCAUAAAAGCAUGAGUCUCUAGGAGGGAGGGUAAUUACUAUAAGGAGUAAGAUUUAUCUCUUGGUACUAAAUUAAAAGUUUUUAAAGUAAAAAAUAAACUUCAGCAUGAGCAUAUUCUCUAAAAUACUCUUGAAUGAUGGAUUAGCUGAAGACAGAUAAGUUCAAUUCAAGCCUAUAUUGUUUAAUAUAAGUAUAAUAAAUUCUAACACAAUUAUCUGUAAUAGGUAAUACCCACUGAAUACAGCUGUCCAUAUAAUGUAAACUAUAAAAAAGUGCGUACAAAUUGUAAAACCUACCUUUAAAUAAAAGUAAAAUGCCAGUGUACUCAAAAAAUAUAGUACAAAGUGAAAAAUUGUAGUUGUAUUGAGCAAAGAUUACACUGAAGAUUACCUGAUAUAGGGGAAAAAAGUUUUGAUCAAAUAAUGAUUAUUUUACUUAGCCCUCUCCCACCAAAACUUCAUCCUUAAUUACUGAGGCAAUGCAUUGUUAGAACACUUUGGUUUAAUAGGAAAUAUGAUGUUUAUCUAUAGAUAGGCUAUUAUUAAUUAAUUAGUAAUCAAUGCAUUAAUUUUCAGUUUGUACUGUAUUUUAUAAUACAGUGCAUACUGAGGAUGGUUUGUCAAAUUUGAUGGAUAAAAUACAUUAAAAUUUGAUAUCUUCAGUAUUUGGUAAUGCUUUUAGAGAAAUGCUUUUAGUAUGUUAUAUAACAUUACUUUAGUAAGCAGAUUGGAGAAUUUAGGUUUUACUUUAUAUACAUUAUGUUAAAGGUAUGAGCCCCGUGAGUGUAAUAUAAUCAUUUAGUUAUAACUCUAGCGAGGUAAGAAAAAGCACAAUAAAUCUUAGUAAUAUGUAUUGCACUGUAAUAAAAUAAUACUGAGAUAAGAAAGGUAAUAUAUUCGUAUCUUAUCCUGAGUAAUUAAUAUGGUACUCGGAUAUGUAUUGUACUGUAUAUAUGAUUGUUAA
Messenger RNA from Macrosteles quadrilineatus (aster leafhopper), 3334 nucleotides. Its product is annotated as neprilysin-2-like. The record is from RefSeq and is a predicted model, not a curated record. Lineage: Eukaryota; Metazoa; Arthropoda; Insecta; Hemiptera; Cicadellidae. The transcript has 14 exons. The coding region runs from base 18 to 2054 and encodes 678 amino acids. Gene Ontology annotation, molecular function: metalloendopeptidase activity. Gene Ontology annotation, biological process: protein processing. Gene Ontology annotation, cellular component: plasma membrane.